AUGGCUGAGGCCCUGCUGGGCCUCACGCCCUCGUACGGAAGCGCGUCGAGGAACAGGCCGUCAAUUGCGCAGCCCGAUGACAUCCCCGCCCAGCUCCGUCGCGAACUCGAACGAAAGAAGACACCCACACGAUGCGAACAUGUCUCGGUCACAAUCGAAGUGCCGUCUACCCUCGAAUUCGCUCUUCGCGAUGGCGACGGCGAUGCGCAGGAGAAAAUCGACCCGGCGCUAAGCGGCCUCCGAACUCAGGUCGUCGAUGGCCAAACCGUCAAGAUCGUGCGCGCCUACGACACCAUCAUCAGCCAGCCCCACGACAACCCCGUGAUGCAGAGAGCUGUGGCGAAACAUAUUGUUGGGCUUCUUUCUGUGGUGGACGAGAGCACCUGGGCGGUGAGAGAGGUUUCGCGCGGGCAGUAUGGGUGGUCUUUUACCUACAACUGCAAGGACUCUCUCGGCACCUGGAACCGGCAAAAUCACAAGACGUCCAAUAAGACUAUCAUAGGAGAGUAUAGCCAGAAGGAGCUUGAGCCUAUAAUGAAAGCCCGACCAGCUUUCGACUGUCGCGGCACGCUCACCGUUGCGUUUUCGAAGAAUACUCGGACCAUCAACGUCAAGUACGAACACAUGCCUCUCCACAAGACUCUGGGCGAGAUGAUCGAGCACUUCAAACCCCUCCCUCCAGCAGCACCUCCACCACCUCUCAUUCCCGCUGGAGAAAAGUCCAAGAAGGCGAAAACUCCGCGAAAGCGAAAGAGCGAGGCCUUGAAUGAGGAUGGAACGCCUGUCCAGAAGCCAAAGAGGAAUAGGAAGAGCGAGGCCCUGAAUCCAGAUGGGACACCUGUGCAACCAAAGAAGAGGAAGAAGAAAUCGGAAGCUGAAAAGGACGCACAAGCGGCUGGCGAUGCCACCAACGGCGAGGCGACAGCCACUGUUCCGACCAAGGCGGACGCUGCUGUCCAAAGUGGUGUCCAUUCACAUGCAGUGCUGAAUGUGCCCCCAGGCGAGGCGGCUAGGCGCCGCGAAGUCGCCAUCAGACUCCUCAGCGACAGCGGCUUAGAUCCCGAGAGUCUUUCUACGGAACAAUUCGGUAUCUUUGCCAAUCAAUCUCCGGAUCUUCAAAAAGAGUCUCUUGCCAUGCUCGUAAAGUAUGGUGCUGAGCGACUCCGAAUCGUUCACCCCAACGAUGCUGCUGCGUCGUCAACCAGCGCGUCACCUACGCCUCAGCAACCAACAGCGCAAGCUGAUAUCACUACAGCCACGUUGGAAUCCCCAGCUUCAGGGAAGAAGAAGAAGCGGCCUCAAAAGUCGAAGGCGGCCGCAGAUGCCGAAGAAGUGGAGUUGAUCCCUGCACCGCCAGGCACGCCAAUGAAGUGGAUUUCGAGGGGAGGAUGUAUUGCUUGCAGAAGAGCAAAGGCCAAGUGCGAUCGCGCUAAACCUGAGUGCGCUUCCUGUGAAGAGCUGGGCGUGGAAUGCCAGUACCCUCUGAUCAACAAGAUGCCUGCGAAGAAGAAGGAAGAAAAGUCUGCAGCUAUAGUAGAGGACCAUGAUGAUGAUGAUGAUGACGACGACGACGCUGAGGCUGAAGUCGAAGCCGAGCCCGAGCCCGCAGAGCCUGAGAUGGAAGUUGAAGAACAAGAGCCAGACGACAUCGAGACUAUCGACUACACGUCAAACAUGCCGGUUGCUAACAUGCUCACCCCUGCUGCACAGCCUUCCAGUCAGGACUACUUCAAUGGUGGACCCAACGAACUGACUUAUACCCAUUCCGCCUCCAACGAUAUGAACAUGUCACACGGCGUCUCAUCAUACCCCGAGCCUUCUGCCACCGCAAAUUACACGGAGCAGCAGGCAGUCUCCACAAGCUUUUCACAACCGUCUCUUACCGGCACGGCAACAUACGCUCAACCGAGCACAGACGUGAACAGCUAUACAACCGCCAGCAAUGACAACACGUCGAGUCUGAGUUACUCUCAACCCGCGGCUAAGAGCCCUAGGGCGACGAGAACCUCUUCACGGCGCAGCUUGCCAUCUGGACCAGGACAGACACAGCAGCCCACGGCUGAAAGCCCUGUUCCGCUUCCCAGUUACGCACAAAACUGGCAAAGCAUUUCUCCUCCUAGGGCAGCGAGUACAAUUUCGCCUACCAUGAUGACCAAGCAGCACAGGCCGCGGAGCAAUGUCUCCAACUACAACAACUACACUCCGAAGUACUCUAGCCAGAGCAACAACUCGACUGAGUUGGAUACCACCAGACUUGCUUAUCAACCCUACGCGGCGCAAAACACCACUGCGACCACGUCUGCUUACCCUUCGUAUGAUUACGACAGAACCAAUGCCACUGCCUCACACACCUCCAGCGGUAAUGCGCGGUCCGGACAGUUGUACAACAACCAAUCGCAAUCGCGCAAUGCGCAAUCAUACAAUAAUACCAACACCACGGCGGCGGCGAACACUUACGCUCAACAGCCGUCGACGACUCAGCAGCAGUCAUCCUCUCUGCAGUCGUUUAACAUGCGAAAUUCAGCAGCGAGCAGCACUCAGCCAAGGUCGUCCUCGAGGAACACAAAUCAGCAGCCGCAACAAGCACAAUCGUAUGGAUCUUACGCAAAUCAGACCCAGCAGCAAUCAACCCAGCCUGACCAACACAACUGGUAUGAGUUCGGCUCGGGGUCUAACACUUCCUUCACGCCAGCCAACGUCUCUGGAGGCUAUGCCACGAGAGGUAACACUUCCUCCAAUUACGGGAGCGGGUCCAGCUCCUCCAAUCAAGCAUACCAGCAGCAGCAUGGCUCUCUUAACAUGUCGGGCCAUAGCUACUCUCCCGGCGACAAUGAGAUGUAUGAGCUGCUGAAAAAUUCUCUUCACGGCCCAGGCCGCUAA
Molecule: messenger RNA, 2880 nt
Organism: Colletotrichum phormii
Lineage: Eukaryota; Fungi; Ascomycota; Sordariomycetes; Glomerellales; Glomerellaceae
Exons: 3
Coding region: 1-2880 (959 amino acids)
Biological process (GO): regulation of transcription by RNA polymerase II
Molecular function (GO): zinc ion binding; DNA-binding transcription activator activity, RNA polymerase II-specific
Source: RefSeq, a predicted model, not a curated record